AUGUGGGUGCCGGCUUUGGCCGAGCAACCCCCUGUGACCCUCCAACACCACAACCUCUGCAGCCACGCCAUCCUCCUGGCUGGGAAGAUCCGCUCCAACGUGGCCAGCCUCCUGGAGUCCUACGUGGAGAGGCAGGAGCUAGACAGGACCAUCAGCCUGGACUCGGUAGAGGGUGUGCCAGGUCCGGCCAUGGAGCAAGGGAGCGAGCUGACGGUGGCUGCGCGGUUGGGCGCCAACCUGCAGGCCUACCGGGCAUUCCAGACAUUGCUGGGUGAGGUCCUGGAAGAGCAGAAGUUUCACCUGACCCCGCUGGGCACGGACUUCCACGCCUCCAUCCAGUCCAUCCUGCUGCAGGUGGCGGCCCUGGCCUACCAGCUGGAGGAGCUGCUGGCGCUGCUGGGUCACGGCAGGCCAGCCUGGGAGGCAGCCGGCCUAGGCCAUCGCAGCUUGUUUGAGAUGAAGCUGCGGGGGCUGAAGGUGCUGCAGGAGCUGGCUCACUGGACUGCGCGGUCCGUGCGAGACCUGCGCCUGGUUGCCAAGCACAGCCAGGGCUCUGGCACUGCCCAUGGGAACCAGUCCCAGAAGGAAUGAGGCUGUCUGCCUCCCUGCCACUGGGGUAGAUGGGGCCUCCCCAUCCCCCCUCCCUUCAGCAAGCUAAGAGCUGGUUUGGCGGGGGGGAGGGGUGCCCUGCCACCCAAGGGCCAAGUCUAGACUCUGGCAUCCUGCUCAGCCUCCUCGACAGCGUGGCCAGCUGGGCCAUAGGCGGAACCUAUUCCCAAACCAGCCCUGCUGGCUCUGCAAGCCAGCUGGCUCUUUGUGGGGGGGGGGGGGCACCAAGUGGGCACUGGCCAGUGCCAAAGGGCUAAUGG
Messenger RNA from Chelonia mydas (Green sea turtle), 869 nucleotides. It is a transcript of the gene CNTF, whose product is annotated as ciliary neurotrophic factor. Gene Ontology annotation, cellular component: axon. Gene Ontology annotation, molecular function: ciliary neurotrophic factor receptor binding; growth factor activity; cytokine activity. The record is from RefSeq and is a predicted model, not a curated record. Gene Ontology annotation, biological process: positive regulation of tyrosine phosphorylation of STAT protein; ciliary neurotrophic factor-mediated signaling pathway; positive regulation of axon regeneration. NCBI's taxonomy places the organism in Eukaryota, Metazoa, Chordata, Testudines, Cheloniidae.